CCGGUGAUAAGCUCGGUGGAUAGUCCUCUGAUUAGUGUGACCGUCGCACCAUCAACCGCAUUGGGGUGGCACUCUGGCACUCUGACACCGAUCUGGCAGCACCGUCAUGUGUAUAAACAACAAAAUCCGUGGAGAUUUGUGAGAAAAACGAUAAAAACGAAAAUACAUAAGGAUGCCCGAGUGUGCGUGCCCCCCGGCGUUGUUGGUGUUGUACAUAUGACCCCCUUCCCGCCCCGCCCCACUCCAGUGCCAGUGGCCUGCCAGUUUGCCGAAAAAUUACGGUCAGUGGUAGCUAUGGAGGAUUCCACUGCGGCACCACCACCACUCGGUCUCACUUUGUCGGUGGAUGGUGGUGGGGGUGGAGCUGUUCCUCCCCCCAUCGUUUCAACCGCGGCCCCCCGCACUACAACAACAACAGGCGUUGCAUCACGUGGCCGUGGGCGGGGACGACCGCCCAAGGUAGCCCCACAGCCAUCUGCUCCGUCACCAGCACCGACUAGAGCCUCCCCACUGCCCAGUGCUGCUGUUACGUCGCCCCCCUCGCCAUCCUCGCUGGAGGACGGAGAUUCGACGUGCCGGCGCAGCUCCCGGAAGAAAAUCAUCAAGUUCGAUGUUAGGGAUCUGUUGAACAAGAACCGGAAAGCGCACAAAAUCCAAAUCGAAGCUCGGAUUGAUUCCAAUACCAGCUGCCCCCCAAAUCCAAAUCCGAUGGCCGCCAGUCCAUCUGGGACGACGCCGCCGGUCAAUCGGGUCUUCUCCAUGUUCGAGAAUAGCAAGGUGAUGCCACCGAAGCCGCCGCCCACUGCCCUGGAGCUGUUCGCCAAGCCCCGACCCACCCAGAGCCUGAUCGUCGCCCAGGUGACCAGCGAACCGAGCACCACUGCCGCCACUUCGGUGGCCCCCACUCCGCCGGUGCGGAAGCGAGGACGACCCCGGAAGAUCCAGCCAACAGCCGAGCAACAGGCACCCAUGCCGAUAACCUCCGACUCGGAUACCACCACCUCCACGGGCAGUGGAGGCGACAGUGGUGACGUGGUGGCUGCCGCCCUCGAUCCCGCCAAGCGGAAGCCCAAGUCCAAGCUGCGGGUGUCUCUCAAGCGGCUGAACAUGUGCCGGCGGCAGGAGUCCACCGAUUCCGGGGAGAUGCCUCUGAACAUUCGAAUGCUGGGAGCCGGAGGCAACUCCUCCUCCUCCUCGCCGUCUCUGUCGGCGCCCAUGAUCCAGGACGAGAAUGCCAUGGACGAGCAGCCGAAGCCCAUGGCCAAGGAUCCAGUCACUUCUGUUAUUUCCGUUCCGGAUGAGAACACCGACUCCGACUCCCAGAUCAUAUUCAUCGAGAUCGAGACGGAGGGCAAGGACGACGACACGGGGAUCGAUGGAGGCGACGGCCAGGAGAUCCAGGUACUGAUGCCGAGGUCGGGAGCCGACCACGACUCCGAUGACAUGAUGGUGGAGGUGCUGAGUGGCCCGCCCAGUCUCUGGUCGGCCGACGACGAGGCCGAGGAUGAGGAGGAGGUGGCCCGGAGAGCCGCUCCCGAGCCCGAGGAGACCGAGUCCUUGUCGGCAGCACCGCGCCGCAGUCGCCGGUCCGUUCGGGGCGGGAGCAGCAACAGCCACCAGGGCAAGACCCUGGAGGAGACCUUUGCCGAGAUAGCCGCCGAGAGCAGCAAGCAGAUCCUGGAGCAGGAACAGGAGCAGGAGCAGGAGGAGCAUCUGCUGAUCGAUCUCAUCGAGGACAGCCAGAGCCAGCCGGGAGCCAGUGGCGCUGAAAAGGAUUUGGUGAAGGCGGGCUCGGCACUGCACAAGGCUCUUAACAGUCUGGAGCCUCUGGACAAGGAUCUCCCGGAGGGCACAUCGAAUAUCGUGGUCAUGAUGAAGAAGCUGGAUCCCACUCAGUACAGCCUAAAGACCAGUCCAAAGGUGCUGAUCGAGGAGAUGGCGCCGGAGCUGAUGGCGAAGAAGGAGCUGGAGGGGGAGAAGGAGCAGGAGAAGGCUAAGGAGCAAGUGCCAGAGCCGGAGGAGGUAAAGGAGACAGAGACAGAGCCAGAGCCGGAGAAGCCGCCUUCCUCAGAGCCGGAGCAAGAGACAGUACCAGCAGAAGCUACUCCCGCAGAGCCAGAACCAGAAGCCACCAGAACCACUCCCAACCAGACCACCUCAGCUGAAGCAACAAAGUCCACGACCGAGACAGAAGAGGCGAAGACGGAGACUGCCGAGACAUCUCCCGACGAUGACACCACCCGACUGGAGGCUAAACAAUCCGAGGAGCCAGCUCGGGAUCAGGUGGCGGGGCGGCCAGGUCCAUCCGACACCGAGGUGAGUGCCGGAGAAGUGCCGCUCGGCGAUCGGGUUGCAGCGGCGAUCUCCGAGAAGUCACCAGAGAAGGUGGAGGCCAAGGCGGAGGCGGCGGAGGGCACUGAGGUGGAGGUGGAAAGCAAGCUCGUCGAGACGGAGGCGGAGACGGAGACGGAAGCGAAGACUGAUCACAUCACUUUGAAGACUGAGCCGGCAAAGAGCGAAGAGAGGCCGGAAGAAUCAGACCCACAACCACAACCAGAACCACAACCACAACCAGAACCAGAACCAGGAAAGCUCAAAUCCCUGCCACAGAAGAAGGAGGCGACCAAGAUGCCCACAGAUUCCAGAAAGUCUUCCAGGAAAGACAACGAACUAUCGAAAUCUUCCAGCACAGAAGACAGCGAACCGGGAAAGUCCAGCCGAAAGGGGGACAAGGAGGAGAAGAGUUCCAAGGACUCCACGAAAAGGGAGAAGCUCAAGGACUCCUCCCGCAAGAACUCCCUCUCCAAGAAGGAUUCCGACUCGGAGAAGACUCCCCCGGAGCGCAUUUCUUCCGUAGAAUCGACUGCCAAGAAAGAGGUUUCUGCCUCUUCGGAGAAAUCCAAAUCUCAGCCAGAAUCGGAGGCUUCCGAGGAGAGUCUGAAGAAGCCAUCUUCCAGCCAGGAAGCCUCAAAGGCCAAGGAGAAGUCCUCCGCCACCGUUUUUGUGGAGUGCGAUGCCAUGUUCAAGGCCAUGGACAAGGCCAAUGCCCAGCUGCGUCUGGAGGAGAAGAGCAAGAAGAAGCUCAAGAAGGUAGCUCCACCACCGCCCCAGCCCCAGCCGCAGUCCCAGCCCCAGACCCACACCAAGGCGACCAAGUCCUCCUCCGCAUCCACCACGCCAGCCCCGUCGAAGAAGUCCCACACUAAGGGCUUGUCCAAGUUCCGGAGGAACACCAUGUUCGAGGACGCCGAUGCCCUGUGGAGUCCCAGCUCGCCCGCCGACUCCGACUCCAGCCGGGUCGCCACGCCCAAGCCGAAGAAGUCCCGGCCGAAGAAGAAGCCCGCCGGGUCGCGGCGCAGCACGAUCUCGGAGGAGGCCAAGCACCUGGGCGCCAGGGGCACUCCCAGCGUGGACCUGACCGGCGGCUCCUCGCCCAUCUCCACCUCCUCGGAUGCCAGCUCCAAGAAGGCCCGUUCCAAGCGCUCCACCCCGGAACUGGUCCCGGCUACGGGUCUUAGCAAGCUGGAGCUGCGCCGGAACACCAUCUGCGAGGACCGCCACCCGGUGGAGAAGCCCAAGGCGGCAGUGCCUCUCACCAAGCGACGGUACUCGGUGCAUCCCAAGGCCUCGGCCAGCCCCCAGCCCCAGGAGGCGGGCAAGUCGGCGGCCGCCAAGAAGAAGCCCCGGAAGACGCCCAAGGGCGCCAUGAGUCGCCAGAACUCGCUGGACUCCAGUUCGAGUGCCUCGCUGGCCGGAGGAGCCACCGCCACUGCCGCCAAGAGGAAGGCCCAGAAGUCCACGGAGGCCCUCCAUGCGGCUCUCACCGAAACCGAGUCCUCGGAGUCCACGUCCUCCGGCAGCAAGAUGCGGCGCUGCGACGUCCAGAUCUCCCCGGAACUGGAGGCGCCCGAUCCCCUCAAGGACAUCGCCAAGUUCAUCGAGGACGGCGUGAAUCUCCUCAAGCGGGACUACAAGCUGGACGAGGACCAGAAGGAGGAGCAGCCGGGCGAGCCGACCAAGGUGGAGCCGCCCCAGCAGGACAACCAGGAGGACGAGUUCGCCCAGCGAGUGGCCAACAUAGAGACGCCGGCCACCACGCCCUCACCCUCGCCCACGGAGGAGUCAUCCUCCACCUCCGCCUCUGGGACGCAGCUCCAGGAGGGGAAUGGCGGCGUGAGGCGCUCCCAUCGCAUCAAGAAGAAGCCGCAGGGAUUCAAGGCCGGCCAGGCCAGAGGAGUGACCAGCAUGGCCCUGGCGCCGCUCAGCAUGGACGAGCAGCUGACCGAACUGGCCAACAUCGAGGCCAUCAACGAGCAGUUCCUCCGGAGCGAGGGCCUCAACACAUUCCAGCCGCUGAGGGAGAACUACUACCGCUGUGCCCGCCAGGUGAGCCAGGAGAACGCGGAGAUGCAGUGCGACUGCUUCCUGACCGGCGACGAGGAGGCCCAGGGACAUCUCUGCUGCGGCUCUGGGUGCAUCAACCGGAUGCUGAUGAUCGAGUGCGGACCGCUGUGCUCCAACGGGGAUCGGUGCACCAACAAGCGCUUCCAGCAGCACCAGUGCUGGCCCUGCCGCGUCUUCCGGACGGAGAAGAAGGGCUGCGGCAUCACCGCCGAGCUCCAGAUCCCGCCCGGCGAGUUCAUCAUGGAGUACGUGGGCGAGGUGAUCGACAGCGAGGAGUUCGAGCGGCGGCAGCACCUCUACUCGCGGGAUCGGAAGCGCCACUACUACUUCAUGGCGCUGCGGGGCGAGGCGAUCAUCGACGCCACCUCCAAGGGUAACAUCUCGCGGUACAUAAACCACAGCUGCGACCCGAACGCCGAGACCCAGAAGUGGACGGUGAACGGGGAGCUGCGGAUCGGGUUCUUCAGCGUGAAGACCAUCCAGCCGGGCGAGGAGAUCACCUUCGACUACCAGUACCAGCGGUAUGGCAGGGAUGCCCAGCGGUGCUACUGCGAGGCGACCAACUGCCGGGGAUGGAUCGGCGGGGAGCCGGACUCGGACGAGGGCGAGCAGCUGGACGUGAGCAGCGAGAGCGACGGCGAUGAGGAGGAGGAGGUCGAGACGACGGCGACGGCGUCGGCGUCCGAGGGGGCAGAGGCGAAGGCGCCCAAGAUCAAGGCCAGGACUAGGGUGAAGGGCAAGCCGGCCACCGCCAAGCCCGGCAAGCGCAAGGAGCAGCCCAAGGCCAAGGAUCGCGAGUACAAGGCCGGAAGGUGGCUGAAGCCGAGUGGCGGAGGAGCAGCCGGCUCAUCCGCUCCGGGGGAGAAGGCAUCCCGGGCCAAGCCGAAGGUCAGCAAGUUCCAUGCCAUGCUGGAGGAUCCGGAUGUCGUCGAGGAGCUCAACCGGCUCAGCCGCAGCGGCCUGAAGAACCAGCUGGACACGUUACGGUUCUCGCGGUGCAUGGUCCGCGCCAAGCUGCUCCCGACCCGCCUCCAGCUGCUGGGCGUCCUGACCCGCGGCGAGCUGCCCUGCCGGCGGCUCUUCCUCGACUACCACGGCCUCCGGCUGCUCCACGCCUGGAUCAGCGAGAGCGGCAGCGACACCCAGCUGCGGCUGGCCCUCCUGGAGGCGCUCGAGUCACUGCCCAUUCCCAACCGCACCAUGCUCAACGACAGCAAGAUCUACCAGAGCGUCCAGCUGUGGAGCAGCAGUCUGGAGGAGCCGGGUCAGGGAGAAGAUGGAGCUGCUGCCGCCCAGCAGGCUCUGCGAUCCCGGAUGACGGCGCUGCUGAAGAAGUGGCAGGCCCUGCCGGAGAUAUUCCGCAUCCCGAAACGGGAGCGCAUCGAGCAGAUGAAGGAGCACGAGCGGGAGGCCGAUCGGCCGCAGAAGCCGCCCUUCCACACCAGCACUGCCCUGGAGGAUCAGCGGGAGCGGGGAGAGACCAGCUCCUCGGAUCGCUACCGGCAGGAUCGCUUCCGGCGGGACACGACCAACAACCGGAACAACAACAAGCCCACCCGGAUGAGCGGCAACAACACCAUCUGCACCAUCACCACCCAGCAGAAGGGCAACAACGGCGCCAUGGACAACAUGAACCGGAUGGACCGCCGCCGCUCCGAUCUGGGACCCACUGUGGGCGGAGAGCCCCGCCGGGUGCUCUCCAAGGAGCUGAGAAGGAGUCUGUUCGAGAGGAAGGUGGCCCUGGACGAGGCGGAGAAGCGGGUCUGCAGCGAGGACUGGCGGGAGCACGAGGCCCGGUGCGAGUUCUUCGGGGCGGACCUGAGCACCGAUCCCAAGCUGCUGCCCUUCUACCAGAACACCGAGACCGGGGAGUGGUUCAACACGGAGGACAUGCCGCUGCCGACGCCCCAGAGGACCGACCUGCAGGCUCAAGCCAUGCUUUCCCCGGAGUCGGACGGGGGGCCGACGGCAUCGGGCACCGUGGAAUACAAACUGCCGGCCGGAGUGGAUCCCCUGCCGCCCGCCUGGCACUGGCGGCUGACGCCCGAGGGCGACAUCUACUACUACAACCUGCGGGAGCGCAUCUCCCAGUGGGAGCCACCCAGUCCGGAGCAGCGCCUGCAGACCCUGAUCGAUGCCGAGGAUCCUACGAAGCAGCCGCCCCUGCAGGAGCUUCAGAUCGACGCCGAGCAGCUGGCCAGCGAGCUCAUCCAGGUGGAUGUGGACUAUGUGGGAUCGCUGAGCACCAAGUCCCUGGCCCAGUACAUCGAGGGCAAGGUGAAGGAGCGACGGGAGAUGCGCCGGAACCGGCUGGUGUCGAUCUGCCUGAUCAGUCCGCGCCGGGACGAGGAUCGGCUCUACAACCAGCUGGAGUCGCGCAAGUACAAGGAGAACAAGGAGAAGAUCCGGCGCCGCAAGGAGCUCUACCGCCGACGGCGACUCGACAUGGCCAUCGCUGCGCCCGGUGGCUCUGGCACUUCGGAUGGCAGUUCUCCAAGCAACUCACUGCCCAUCCAGGGCUAUCUCUACUCCUCCGACGAGGACGCCGCCACGGAUGCGCCGGCGGCGGAGUUGCCGCUGAUCGAUGGCGUGGUGGCGGGCGGGAUGCAGGUGGACGAACUGGAUGCCCUUAACCUGGAGCCGAGCACCAGUCAGGCGGCAGCAGCAGCAGCCGCGGCGCUGGCCAAGCAGGAGGAGGUGGCCGCCUCGCCGGCCCAAGUGGGCGGGAAGAGGAAGCUACCAAUGCCGCCACACAUCAGCGACAUGAAGCGGCAGCGACCAGACCAGCGCAUCAAGAAGAGCAAGACAUCCAUGUUGAACAACAUCUCGAUUGGAGGACGCGAAGCCCAUGACAAAUUCCGGUUCGAGAUCAGCGGCCAUGUGGCGGAGUUCCUGCGUCCCUAUCGCAAGGACAGCUGCCAGCUGGGAAGGAUAACCAGCGACGAGGACUACAAGUUCCUUAUCAAGAGAUUGAGCCAUCACAUCACCACCAAGGAGAUGCGCUACUGCGACAUGACCGGGAAUCCACUGGCCUGCACCGAGUCGGUGAAGCACAAGUCCUACGACUUCAUCAACCAGUACAUGCGCAAGAAGGGACGCGUGUACAGGAAGCCGGCCGACGAGACCGUAUUUUAAGCCCAAAACCAAAUUAGUUCUACGACUUUUACGAUUAAGGACAACGUCUUUAGCGAUAGUGUAUAGUAAUCCCCCCCCCCCUAACCAUAUACCCCUCAAAGCGGGUAUCCCUGUGGAGCGAAUCCCCCUAGACCUGUAGAUGAGCCGCAGCAAUUAUGAUCCUUAUUGUGAUCCUUGCGAUGGCCAGCAUUACGUAGCAUAAAGGACAACUACUAUUGAAUAAGAAA
This is a messenger RNA of Drosophila ananassae, 7766 nucleotides long. It is a transcript of the gene Set2, whose product is annotated as probable histone-lysine N-methyltransferase CG1716. The coding region runs from base 217 to 7539 and encodes 2440 amino acids. Gene Ontology annotation, molecular function: DNA binding; histone H3K36 methyltransferase activity; protein binding. The record is from RefSeq and is a predicted model, not a curated record. Gene Ontology annotation, biological process: regulation of DNA-templated transcription. Gene Ontology annotation, cellular component: chromosome; nucleus. The transcript is spliced from 6 exons. Lineage: Eukaryota; Metazoa; Arthropoda; Insecta; Diptera; Drosophilidae.